Candidozyma duobushaemuli is the source of this 1224-nucleotide messenger RNA. Its product is annotated as alkene reductase. Gene Ontology annotation, molecular function: FMN binding; NADPH dehydrogenase activity. Lineage: Eukaryota; Fungi; Ascomycota; Pichiomycetes; Serinales; Metschnikowiaceae. The coding region runs from base 1 to 1224 and encodes 407 amino acids. The transcript has a single exon. The record is from RefSeq and is a predicted model, not a curated record.
AUGCUGGCGUCUGAAAAAGCACGGUCUGUGGCGCUCAAAGCGACCAAACUCUUCCAACCGCUCAAAGUCGGAAAAAACACUUUAGCCCAUCGAGCCGUUUUUGCACCCAGCACUCGGUUCAGAGCACUUCCAGACCACACUCCUCUGGACCUCCAGCUUGAGUACUACGAUAAGAGGUCCAGGUUUCCCGGCACUUUGGUGAUUACAGAGGGCACAUUGCCUAGUCUAAGCACCGGCGUCGAUGCAAAGGUGCCUGGAAUCUAUUCAGAAAAGCAGGUGGAGGAGUGGAAGAAGAUCACAGAUAAGAUCCAUGAAAACGGGUCGUUUGCGUCAGUCCAGCUAUGGGGAUUGGGCAGAGGCGCCGAUCCGGUUCAGUCGAAAAAGGAGGGUCUUCAGUACAGAGGCGUUUCGGCGAUUUACCAUAGUCAAGAGCUGGAACAGGCUGCAAAGAAGGCUGGAAACGAAUUGGAGGAGUAUACCACCCAGGAGGUGGAGCAGGUUGUUCAGGAUUUCGUGAAAGCCGGACAAAACGCAGUCAAGGCUGGCUUCGACUAUGUAGAGCUCCACGGCGCCACAGGCUACCUCAUCAACCAGUUUUUCGAAUCCAGCGCCAACAAGCGAACCGAUAAGUACGGUGGAUCAAUUGAGAAUAGAGCCAGGUUUGCGUUGGAGCUUAUAGACGGCCUCAGUGAGGCAAUUGGGCCUGAAAAAGUGGCAAUCAGGAUUUCACCCUGGCUCAAGUACACGGGUAUGAAGGCUGAACAGGAUGAGAUCCACCCGAUCGCUACUUUUGGCUACUUUCUUGGUCAAUUGCAGAAACGUGCUGAUGCUGGAAGAGAGAUUGCCUAUGUUUCGCUUAUAGAGCCUCGAAUUCCAGGCAUGCUGAGUAACGAGGACGCUUUUGGAAGCAACGCUUUUGCCAAAUCAGUCUGGAAAGGCAUUCUCAUCAGAUCCGGCAACUACACCUACGAUGUGCCUGAUUUCAAGCAGCUUCUUGAGGAUAUUGAUGACGACCGUACUUUGGCAGGCUUCUCCCGUUUCUUUCUUUCCAAUCCUGACUUGAUCUAUAAAUUGCAAGAUGGCGGAGAGUUGGAGAAGUAUGAUAGGAAGACUUUCUACACGUCGACCAAUUGGGGCUACAAUACGUGGAAUGGCUGGGACGAGGCAAAUGAGUUUGACAUGAAGACAGAAAAGUCCAGGAGGCCCGCUCCAAUUGGGGCCUGA